CGUUGGUUCAGCUGUUUAUUUGCACACGUCUUUUUUAUAGUGGGGUUGCACAAUCAAAGAUCCAAACAAAUGUGUUCAUUGCUUGGUAAAAGAUGGAACCGGGCUAGGCUUUCAACAACUAAAACAACAUAAAAGCAACAAGACUUGUUCCUGAGGAAUCAUAUUUUUCAAGUACUUUCCCACCUUUUAUUAUUAUUAUUAUUAUUAUUAUUUUUUCCUUCCUCUCCUUCCCUCUUGUACAUUUUUAUUAUAUAUUUUAUAUUUCCCUCAUUCACUAACGAACAAUGUCCUCACCCGCUAUCCAAAUUGAUGCUCAGGAUGAGCAGCGUGGUCGUACUCAGAGUGUCCACCCCAUCAAUAACGACACCCACAAGGCUGAUCACAACACCGACAGCAACGACAACAAUGAAAAGCCUCAUAGCAGACGCAACUCCAUCUCAGCUUUCGUGGACCGUCUUCGCUCCCGCUCUCGCUCUCGUUCUCGUUCUGUUGUAGAGCGUCUUCGUUCCCGCUCCCGCUCUCGUUCUCGUCAGCGCCCACUGAUCGAUGGCUCUGUCCCUGAGGAGGACGAGGACAAGGAAUAUGUAUAUUCCCGUCGCAAGUCGACUGAUAUGCGUGGAGAAUAUGCAAAUGUCCUUCGAGCACAGACAGACUACAUGGAAAAGUUGCGUGAGGAACAAGCUAGGAGUGGUGUUACUCACAAUGUCGAUGGUAUCCCUAUCCCCCCACCUGUGAACCCUCCUCGUGAGGGACGUCGUCGUUCCAUCAUCGCAGUUUUGUCAAGAGACUCCUCACGCACUCGUAGCAGAGAACCAAGCAUGGAUCGUGCUGGUAGCCGCAGUGUCAGUCGUAGUGCUAGCCGUACUAGGAUUCCUGAAGAGGAUGAGGGUGAACACGGCGAUAAAAGCAAGUUGAAUCCUCCUCAAGAUAGAGAGUACAAGUGGUCGCGCCGAAAGUCUUCAGAGAUCACUGGACCCUAUGCUACAGCACUGCAAUCUCAGUUGGAAUAUAUGGAACAAUUGGGAGACAAGCAACAAAAAGAGGGCAUCACUCACAACGCUGACGGCAUUAAGAUCCCUGGUCCUGUCAACCCUAAUGUUGUUGAUACUGAAAGUCAGCCAGUAACACGCGUGGGCGGCCCCAACAAGAUGCUCAUUUAAAAAAAAAAAAAAAAAAGGGUUUCCCACGGAUCAUUUUUUCUACGGGGAAAUGUUCUUCCUUUGGAAUUUUAUAAAUGCGGAUCGACAAACGCCAUCACUCUCUUCUCUCAUAAAGCAUUAUCCUCUCCUCAGGAUUGAAAAAAAUAAAUAAAUAAAUAGCAAUACAGCAGGAUGAUUUAAUUUUUGUCCAAGACUCAAUUUUCUGCGCCUCAUGGUGCCAUUUAAAAUGAAGUGCAUACU
Molecule: messenger RNA, 1400 nt
Organism: Lobosporangium transversale
Lineage: Eukaryota; Fungi; Mortierellomycota; Mortierellomycetes; Mortierellales; Mortierellaceae
Exons: 1
Coding region: 285-1160 (291 amino acids)
Source: RefSeq, a predicted model, not a curated record